CCCCCCGGACUAUGAUUACAGCGACACCCGCCGCCCGGGCCCCGUCGCCCUCCCUGGCCCGGCCAGCCACCCCGGGGCCGCCCCGGUUACCUCGGCUUCUUCCUACUUGUGUCCGCAGAAGGGCUUUCCAGAGGUCUCGGAGGCGAUGUUGGGAGGGGGACGGAACGUGCCGGGGUCCCCGGGCCAGGCAGGGGGGGGUGGGGGUGGGGGUCGGCCGGGCGGUUGUUGUUGUUGACUCGCGUUGCCGGGUUGCUUGGUCGCCACGACUACCGUGGCUAUGGCGCCUCCGUUUCCCUCACCGGGGCAACUGUUGCUACCCACCCUACACACGUCACGGGCGGGGGCGGAGUCCCGGGUGAUUGGCGGCGCCGGGAGCAGUGAUUGGACGGCGCUAGGUCCUGCUGCGAAGCUAUUGGUCCGAAGUCACGCUUUUCAACACCUCCUCGACUUCUCGGCGCUCUGAUUCAUCGCUAUGCAUGUCCAUCAAAGGAAACUGAGCCCUCAGAGGCAGAAGAACCCGUCACUCCCGCAAGGAAGCGGCCGCCUAAGAAUAAAGGGGUGGGGUCUGUGAGGUCGGGAUUGGUUUGCGGCUGUAAAACCUGCCUUUUGGUUCAGCUACAGGGACGUCAAUCUAUUCCAAAGGUUUGCCGCGCUCUCUGGCUGGGGGCCGUGCGCAUGCGAGGAGCAAGGCCAGCUGGGAACCGUAGUCCGCUCUGCGUACUUCAAACGCCUUACCAACUAUAAAAGGCGAGGAAGGAAAGCUCUCUUCCUUCAGACUUCUCCCUUCCCCAGUGGGUCGGUUCCUGCCCUCGCGCGCUUACGUCACGGGAGGAAUGCGGUGACGUGCACUGCUCGUCUGUGACGUCGGCGGCGGGGGCCGGGCUAGGGGGUUCGAUGACGUCACUGGGCGCUCUUUUCCCCCUACCCCCACUGCCCUCCGAUGGUGGGAUGGUCUAGGGGAGCCAGGUGGAGUUCGAUUCCUGGCUCCAGCCAGGUGGAGUUCGAUUCCUGGCUCCCCUACCCGGAGCAAACUUCCCCCGCCACCAACCCCCAUCCCCGCCACCUCUGCGUAGACGCGGCCUCCGCGCCAGCUCCCGCCUCCCCGCCCUGUUGGGCAGGGAAAGGUCACUGCUGCCGGGACGGCCGCGGCUAUCUCGCUCCCGCAGGCGGCGCGGACGGCCCUGGGAAAGGUCUCCCGCCGGCGGACUUAAUUAGAGGCUUCUACCGCGGGCGAUAAGCAAAGGUGUUCUGUCCAGCAUGGCCAAGCGCCCGCUGCUGCUGCUGCUAGCCGUGUGGGUACUGGCUGGGGAGCUGUGGCUGAGGGCUGAGGCCCGGCCAUCACCCUACGGAGUGAAGCUCUGCGGCCGGGAAUUCAUCCGAGCAGUCAUCUUCACCUGCGGAGGCUCCCGCUGGAGACGGUCUGACAUCCUGACUCAUGAAGCUCCAGAUGCAGACUCUGACACAGACAGUGAGCUGGAUGAGGCUGUAGCCUCCAGCGAGUGGGUGGCCCUGACCAAGUACCCCCGGGCUUUCUAUGAGGGCCAACCUGGCUGGCAGGGAAUUCCGGGGGCUGUGCGUGGUGGCCGCGACGUCCUGGCCGGCCUCUCCAGCAACUGCUGCAAGUGGGGCUGCAGCAAGAGUGAAAUCAGCAGCCUCUGCUAGACCAGUGUCUGGACUCUCCUGCAUUCAUUCAUCAGCAAGUCAGAGGUCAGGCACUGUGCCCUUGGACACAGUCCCCCUCAAUGACCCUGACCUUUGACCAGCCUAUCCCGACCCUGAGAAACUGCCCCUACCUGGCCAGAUGGGAACCUCUGAUCCUGACCCCUUCCCUCUCCCCAGGCCAUAUCAUGCCUUUGCCUGGUCUAUACCGCACGCGGCUGCAACCGUGCCCCUACUUUACCCAAACUGGCUGCAUCGCCAGACCUUUGCCCAAACUGAUUCUCUGUUGCCCCCACCGUGGCCAAGACCACGGCGUCUCUGACCAGCCCAAAUCGUGUCCCGGCUCCACUCCGGCCUUUGCCCACGCCUCUCUCCCAGCCUUCCAGCCCCUGCACCCCCACCCGCUGCGGACCCUAGAAGCCGUGGCGGGAGCCCUGGCUGGGUUCCCCGCACAGCCUGCGGUGGGAGGCCCGGCAGGGGUACGGAUCAGGACCUUCUUCAACCCCGAUAAUAAAA
Canis lupus familiaris (dog) is the source of this 2175-nucleotide messenger RNA. RefSeq names its product relaxin 3 (gene RLN3). The transcript is spliced from 3 exons. Bases 1258 to 1662 code for a protein of 134 amino acids. Gene Ontology annotation, cellular component: extracellular region. The record is from RefSeq and is a predicted model, not a curated record. Gene Ontology annotation, molecular function: hormone activity. Lineage: Eukaryota; Metazoa; Chordata; Mammalia; Carnivora; Canidae.